CUUCAAACCACCACGGGCUGUGUCUUAGCUGUUACGACUCCUCUCUCAAGUCUCAGGCUUUCAGUUGCCCUUCUCGUCAGGUGGCAGAAUGGAUGUGGGUAGUGACAAGGACAUAACUCGUGUUCUCUUUUGUGGACUGCAUUUUACAGCAUCUCAGAACUAUACUAGAGAAUACUUGCAAAAUUAUCCCUUUAUCCAGGUUGAUGAUGUUCCCCUUGAUGCCGUGCCUGAUGUAAUAAAAAACUACCAUAUUUGUGUGAUAAAAAACAUGCGGCUAGAUUCAAAUGUUAUAUCUCAUGCAAACCAGAUGAAGCUUCUUCUGCAGUUUGGUGUUGGCCUAGAAGGUGUUGAUGUUGAUGCUGCUACAAAGCAUGGGAUCAAAGUCGCUAGAAUUCCAGGUGAUGCAACUGGAAAUGCAGUGUCAUGUGCUGAAAUGGCCAUCUAUCUAAUGUUGGGCCUUCUUCGGAAACAGAAAGAAAUACAAAUCUCUAUAGAGGAGAAAAUGCUUGGAGAGCCAGUUGGUGAAACAAUACUGGGAAAAACAGUCUUCAUUAUGGGAUUUGGAAAUAUUGGAAUUGAAUUGGCAAAGCGCUUGCGACCAUUUGGUGUGAAAAUCAUUGCUACAAAGCGGAGGUGGAGCUCAAAUUCAGAAGUUCCCCUCCAAUCAAAUGCAAAUGGGAUAACUGAUGAUUUGGUUGAUGAAAAAGGAAGUCAUGAAGACUUACAUCGGUUUGCUAGCAAUGCAGACAUAGUUGUUUGUUGUUUGACUUUAAACAAAGAAACGGCUGGCAUUGUAAACAAGUCAUUCAUAUCUUCAAUGAGAAAGGGUGCUCUUCUAGUAAAUAUUGCUCGAGGAGGCCUGCUAGAUUAUGAGGCCGUUGCUCAACAUCUUCAAUCUGGUCACUUGGGAGGCUUAGGCAUCGAUGUUGCAUGGACUGAACCUUUUGAUCCCAGUGAUCCAAUAUUGAAGUUCAAUAAUGUUCUAAUUACACCUCAUGUUGCCGGGGUCACAGAACACUCCUACAGAUCAAUGGCGAAGAUUGUUGGAGAUGUUGCCCUACAAAUUCAUGCUGGGUCAACUCAGUUGACAGGGAUAGAAUUUGUCAAUUAAUUCACAGCAGCUUAACUCAUCAACCACCCUAUAUGAAUCAAGGUUGAAGAGAUACUCAAUUGAUGAUUGGUCCACUGGAUAUCACUUUCUAAAAUUGCAUUGGCUUGUUCUGGUUUCAUCUGGAUUAUAUGAUAUAAAUUAUUUCAAAUAAUCUAUUAAGAGACAGUGAAAACAUGGAAGUCAUUAAAUCUUAUCAAUGAAUUCGCUUUCCGGACUUUUUUAAUCUU
Rubroshorea leprosula is the source of this 1338-nucleotide messenger RNA. The record is from the annotation of a GenBank genome assembly. Lineage: Eukaryota; Viridiplantae; Streptophyta; Magnoliopsida; Malvales; Dipterocarpaceae.